CGCGGCCGGCUGGUUUCCGGUGGAGCCGUCGCGGAGCGGCUAUCGCAGAGUGGAGUGAGGUAGCGAGCUGAGCCCUCCGGACGCUCGGUACCCCAGCAGCCUCGCCCUGCGCCAGUCCGGCUCGCGCCGCCGCCCGUCCUCAGAAAACCAUGGCGUCUGGCAGUAUGGCAGCCAGUGAGGAAGAACGGAGUCUCCGGGAAUGCGAGCUCUAUGUGCAGAAGCACAACAUUCAGGCCCUGCUGAAGGACUCCAUCGUGCAGCUGUGCACUGCACGGCCCGAGAGGCCCAUGGCUUUCCUUCGGGAAUACUUUGAGAGGCUGGAGAAGGAGGAGGCAAGACAGAUUCAGAGUCUACAGAAAACCGGCAUUCGUACUGACUCGAGGGAGGAUGAGAUCUCUCCUCCACCCCCCAAUCCAGUGGUGAAGGGCCGCCGGCGCCGCGGUGCUAUCAGUGCUGAAGUUUAUACUGAGGAAGAUGCUGCGUCCUACGUUAGAAAGGUUAUACCAAAAGAUUAUAAGACAAUGGCUGCUUUAGCCAAGGCCAUCGAAAAGAACGUGUUAUUUUCACACCUUGAUGAUAAUGAGAGAAGUGACAUUUUUGAUGCUAUGUUUCCAGUCUCCUUUAUUGCUGGAGAGACGGUUAUUCAACAAGGUGAUGAAGGGGAUAACUUCUAUGUGAUUGAUCAAGGAGAAAUGGAUGUCUAUGUCAAUAAUGAAUGGGCAACCAGUGUUGGGGAAGGAGGGAGCUUUGGAGAGCUGGCUUUGAUUUAUGGAACCCCCAGGGCAGCCACUGUUAAAGCAAAGACAAACGUGAAACUGUGGGGCAUCGACCGAGACAGCUACCGGAGAAUCCUCAUGGGAAGCACUCUGCGAAAGAGGAAGAUGUAUGAAGAAUUCCUUAGUAAAGUGUCCAUUUUAGAGUCUCUGGACAAGUGGGAGCGUCUCACAGUGGCCGAUGCAUUGGAGCCUGUCCAGUUUGAAGAUGGACAGAAGAUCGUGGUGCAAGGAGAACCAGGGGAUGAGUUCUUCAUUAUUUUAGAGGGCACAGCUGCUGUGCUGCAGCGUCGGUCAGAAAACGAAGAGUUUGUUGAAGUGGGAAGACUGGGGCCUUCUGAUUAUUUUGGUGAAAUUGCCCUGCUGAUGAAUCGUCCUCGGGCUGCCACUGUGGUUGCCCGUGGCCCUUUGAAGUGCGUUAAGUUGGACCGACCUCGGUUUGAACGCGUCCUUGGCCCAUGCUCAGAUAUCCUCAAGCGAAACAUCCAGCAGUACAACAGCUUUGUGUCCCUGUCCGUCUGAGAUCUGCCUCCUGUGCCUCUCUUCUCCCCAGUCCAUGCUUCACUCAUGCAGACUGCUUUCUCUUCCCUCUCCGCAGCGCCAAGUGGCCACUGGCUUCACAGCUUCUUGUCUCUUUAUACUAAAAGUUGCUUUAUUGCACCAUUUUUCAUUGGGAGCAUUAUUGAAUGCUCAUUCACAAAUAAAUAGAGAGUUGUAUGGA
Messenger RNA from Apodemus sylvaticus (European woodmouse), 1494 nucleotides. RefSeq names its product protein kinase cAMP-dependent type I regulatory subunit alpha (gene Prkar1a). The coding region runs from base 150 to 1295 and encodes 381 amino acids. The record is from RefSeq and is a predicted model, not a curated record. The transcript has 11 exons. Lineage: Eukaryota; Metazoa; Chordata; Mammalia; Rodentia; Muridae.